This is a messenger RNA of Erigeron canadensis, 387 nucleotides long. Its product is annotated as NAC transcription factor 29-like. NCBI's taxonomy places the organism in Eukaryota, Viridiplantae, Streptophyta, Magnoliopsida, Asterales, Asteraceae. Gene Ontology annotation, biological process: regulation of DNA-templated transcription. The transcript has 2 exons. Gene Ontology annotation, molecular function: DNA binding. Bases 1 to 387 code for a protein of 128 amino acids. The record is from RefSeq and is a predicted model, not a curated record.
AUGGCGACAAUGGAGGCUUGUAAUCUUGAUUCACUUCCAACCGGGUUGCGGUUUAAUCCAACUGAUAAAGACUAUCUUUUGAGAAAGAUCAUGAAGCAGAAUCUUCCCAAGAACAGGAUUAAUGAAGCUGAUAUAUAUGGUGAUUAUCACCCCAAGAAUAUCGUAGAGAACUACCUGCAACCUAUAGAAGGUGAAUGGUAUUUUUUCACAUCAAGAAACAGGAAGUAUAAAAAUGGUAAACGACCUAGCCGAUCAGCUGGCUUGGGUUAUUGGAAAGCUACAGGUCCUGAUAAAGAUAUAGAGGACGAUGGAACUAAAAUUGGCGGAAAAAGUCGCUGGUUUAUUAUGAAGGGCAUCAACCACACGGGACUAAAACAGAUCGGAUGA